Priapulus caudatus is the source of this 2289-nucleotide messenger RNA. Its product is annotated as ganglioside GM2 activator-like. Gene Ontology annotation, cellular component: cytoplasmic side of plasma membrane. The record is from RefSeq and is a predicted model, not a curated record. Lineage: Eukaryota; Metazoa; Priapulida; Priapulimorpha; Priapulimorphida; Priapulidae. Gene Ontology annotation, molecular function: enzyme activator activity; lipid carrier activity. The transcript has 4 exons. Gene Ontology annotation, biological process: ganglioside catabolic process; lipid transport. Bases 144 to 794 code for a protein of 216 amino acids.
CCCCAUGUGUAAAAACGCGAUGUUUAGUUGUUUACCAAUAACGUGUGACGGCUGUUUGGCAUCUUUCGACUGGUUUAAAAACACCUUGUUAUUCCAUACUUAGGCCUACUUUCAAGACACUUGUAUCGUCCAGUGCACAGACCAUGAUGUUUAAACUACUUGUUUCAUUGAAAACACUGUUAUUGAUAGUGCUGUUGUCUCUGACUCUGUCAACGUACGCGGCGGCAUACUUCUGGAAUAAUAUUGCUGAAUUGGCCGCACAUCCAAUAGCAGAUGUGAAGACUUUUGUGCAUGCAAUCGAUCAACCAAGGAGCAACAGUUUGCCUACAUUCUCCUGGAGUUCCUGUGGUGGUGAGAGUGAUUCGCUCGUCCUAAACAAACUUGAUGUUAAACCAGACCCGAUCCACAUUCCAGGCACUGCAAAAGUUGACUUUUCUGGCCUUGUUAGGGAAACUGCUUCUGGGCCAAUAAAGGCAGUUCUAACUAUAGAGAAGAAAGAGUUGAUUUGGCUCACAAUUCCCUGUGUUGACAAUGUAGGAUCAUGCACCUACAAUGACAUCUGCCCGAUGCUGCCCUCUAUCUGUGAUCAGAUCCCUGCAUUAAGGAAGUAUGGCAUACCCUGUACAUGCCCUAUUAGACCGGGAAAUUACCAAAUGCCUUUGACAGAUGUCAAAAUACCAGACGAAGGAAUUCCAAGUUUCUUGGAAAAUGGGAAGUACAAGGCACGAAUGGAACUCAGCAGAAGUGGGAAACAAAUUGCCUGCUAUGCUCUCCACUUCUCCUUGACAACAUAAAUGACUAGAUGUUUCCAAUACAAGCUAUUUCCCCCCAGUUUAUGUACUAUCUAUGUAGUGCUAUUGCAGUUACACAGAAGAAUGAGGUUAUGAUCAUACUGAUAUUUUGAAGGAUAAGCUGAGUAUGUCAAGUGUACAGUGCUGACUGCAGAUGGUAAUCUAUAUAGUCUAUAACUUACAUCAGUUUUGUUUAUUUACACAAUAAUCUGCCCUGACCUAUAUUCUGCCCUUUGCAUUUGACAGAUACAUUGAUAGACAAAUAGAUAACGCUUCGAGUGGGUGAACUCUUUACUUUCUUCAUUCCUCCACACGAUACAGCGUAAGAACUAAAAAUACAAACACAGGAGUCUUACGUCACCAAUAAAUGAAAAUGGUCUAACAAACAUACAUGCACUUGCGGAUUUAAAUAAACUGCACGUAAGAUCAGGCAUUACACAGUGGAUCACUGUUAGGCAAUACUGCGAACAUAUCUUUACUGCAUCUUGUUAUCAAAACUACAGUGCUAUAAUUUAUUAACUUACGUUGUGGCGACCUCCAGCAACACUCUAAAUUAUGAGAAACAACUUAGAAACGGCAUGUUUCACAAAUCGCGUGUUGGGAACGAAAAACGAGGCAGUAAUCUUCAAAAUGAAAACGAGGCUACCUAGCCACAAGCAUGUUUACUGUCAAUCAUCUCUUCUUUGAUGUAUAUUUUACUCCUGAAGCCAUUUGAUACAUUUACACAAUAGCCGUUUUCAACUUAAAAUUUUGUUGUUGUGUAUUAAUCAUAGUUGAUUUUUCCUUUUGUCCUCCCCGUAUUUCUCCCUGUAAUAUCCCACAGUGUUUUGCUACACAUUCAGUUAUUUUCCAUUGGUCUCUGAUACCAUAGCAGCUUGUUUCACGUUCAUUUUGCUAUAUAUAUAUAUAUAUAUAUAUGAUAUAAUAAUAUGUAAUCUGGUUCUAGGGAAACAGAAGAGUAACAUUUUCAUCAAAAAUGUAUGCAUGCUGCAUCAUAUUUUCCCAACCAACCAUAGUGUCUGAUCUUGAAGUAAGUCACUUUUCAAAUGAGCAUUGGUGAUUUUGAAUGUCCUUGCAGUCCUCACUUAACAUAUGUGUAUGUGUUAAUUGCUGUGCAGUUGCACAACUAUUUAGUGGGAUUGCGUUGUAUGUCUGGGAAUCUGUUGCCUUGGGUAUAAGAUAGUGUUGCCAUCAUUAUCCAGCUUCCAAUAAUGGCAGAUACUGUGUGGCUAUUGUUGCUGAAUCUUCUGCCAUUAAGCUGGUUGUGUGCGUCACGUCUAUAGGCAGGGCACUUCAGGCAGCGCAAAACUGCUGUUACCAGAACUGGGCUGGUGCAAAAAAUCUGAAUUUCAUUCCCCUGUAUAGGUAUAUCGUUUUGUUAAUUAGAAAUAUAUAGAGGGUUGUUUGUAAUCUAAUUAAUUUCAAAUCUGAAUGUUUACAGUUUAAUUUUUUAUUACUUUCAGUGUUGUAGGUCUCGAGACCGGCCUCGAGACCGUUU